This is a messenger RNA of Arctia plantaginis, 1434 nucleotides long. NCBI's taxonomy places the organism in Eukaryota, Metazoa, Arthropoda, Insecta, Lepidoptera, Erebidae. The record is from the annotation of a GenBank genome assembly.
AUGGAUCCUCUUAAUAGUGAAUAUGAGAUAAUGAAUAAACAAUCGUUUGAAGAGAAAUCGAGUUACGCUUUACGUAGUUUGGAUGUUCAAGAGAAUAAUAAAGAACACUAUGACGAUGAUAAUGACCUAAAAGCUAUUUUGGAAGACAGGUACAAGUUUAGAAAUGAUGAAACUUCUACGAGAUUCAGGAUCGCAGAUGAUACGAGAACAUUUCCAGUGUUUCCUGAAAAUAACGACGAACGUCAUAUUGCGUGGGCCUUCCGAUCAUACGCUGUCCGGCGCAUCGUGGGAGGCAUGGAGACCAGUAUCAGCAUGUACCCUUAUAAUGUGGCGAUAUCCAGGAACGGCAAGCAUUGGUGUGGGGGCUCCAUCAUCGAUGAGCAGUGGGUGCUUACUGCUGGACACUGCCUGGAAUCAGCAUUUGAUGGUGAUAAAAGAAAAUUGCAGCCCUUUAUUAUCAGGGCUGGUAGUUCCUUUCACAACAGAGGUGGAUAUCAAGCAAGAGUAAAUAAGGUAUUUUUUCCCCACGAGUACACACCUGGAAAUGCAGACUUCGACUACUCACUGCUGCGCUUAGAUCGACCAAUGCCUAUCGGACGGAAUAUAGCCGUGUUGAAUUUACCGUCAAAAGAUUAUAUGAUAAAGGAGAAUGAUAUCCUCAUAGUGACGGGCUGGGGGAGCACGGAUGAAUCCGGUUACGGCCACAUCCCGGAGCGUAUCCGUUUCGUACCCGUCCCAGUGAUGACUAAAGAGGACUGUCAGAAGUCUUACAGGUUCUACAUCACACAGAGGAUGUUGUGCGCUGGUUACGCUACAGGGGGAAAGGAUGCUUGCAAUCAUGAUUCAGGCGGACCAGCAGUCCGAGAUGGUGUUCUUCUUGGCAUUGUCUCUUUUGGCGGCAAGCAAUGCGGAGAUCCCCGCUCACCUGGAGUCUACAGCCGAGUUUCGCAGGCUACCGAGUGGGUGGAAGAAACUAUCACUAAAAAUGAAGCUAAGACAGUACCCGAGCUUCUGCCAAAGAUACAGAAGGCGAGGCAGAGAGAGAAGGAGUUGCAGAAAUUCAAAGCCCGAGUAGAGGACAAGAAGAAUAAAAUCAAACACUGGCUCCGGGAGACGCUAAAGUCAUCGACAUUCAUAGAACUAGCCAAGAAUAAACUAAGAGAAGCAGGCUUUCAUACAAGACGAACCUUGAACAACGAAGAACCAAGCAGCGGUCUCGAUGACAGGGCUAUGGAUGAGAUAAACCUGACCAAUAUGAUUAAUGACAGGAUCAUUGAAGAUGAAGAAGGGACUGAGUCUGAAAAGUUGCUGAGAACGCUGGCGCUGCAUGAAGUCAUGUUAAACGAUGGUAGCAGCGAGGACGCUGUUCCAAAGGCCGGAGGUGAUAGCAGCGAUAGUAUAGAAAGUUUUAUUGCUUACAUUAGCGGCACGUAA